AGUUCUCACUACAACUAAUUAAAGCCAAAAAAAAAUAAAAUGGAAGAAAAAGGAAUUUUAAGCAUCAAUAUGAAGAGGUUCCUUUUGAUUAUAAAUUCUUUGUUAUUGUCCGUUGGUACUUGUGGUGGUCCUCUAAUGAUGCGUUUAUAUUUUGUCGAAGGUGGUUUAAGAAUUUGGUUUAAUAGUUGGUUACAAACCGGUGGAUGGCCACUUACCCUUAUACCUCUAGCCAUCCUAUACUUUUAUCGACGAAAAACCGAGGGCCCUGACACCAAAUUUUACUUUAUAACGCCUCGGAUUUUUUUUGCAUCAUUCGGUAUUGGCGUUUUCACGGGACUUGACGCUUACCUCUAUUCGUGGGGUGGGUCAAAACUCCCCGUGUCAACUUCUUCACUUAUUAUCGCUGCUCAACUUGCGUUCACGGCGAUAGGCGCUUACUUCAUAGUGAAGCUAAAAUUCACGUCAUAUUCGAUUAAUGCGGUGGUUUUGUUGACAUUUGCCGCGGUUUUAUUGGGUAUUCGAUCGAACGGUGAUCGACCGGAGGGUGUGACUAGUAAAGACUAUAUUAUUGGUUUUAUUUUGACAUUUUUGGCUGCGGCUUUGUAUGGACUUAUUUUGCCUUGUGUUGAGUUGAUUUAUUUGAAGGCAAAACAAUCUAUUACUGCAACGUUGGUAUUGGAGAUUCAAAUGGUCAUGUGUUUUGCUUCUACUGCUUUUUGUACCAUAGGAAUGAUUGCUAAUAAAGACUUUCAGGCAAUAUCAAGGGAGGCAAAACAAUUUAACCUAGGAGAAGCUAGUUAUUAUAUAGUUGUAAUAUGGAGUGCCAUAAUUUGGCAAUGUUUCUUUGUUGGUGCUGUUGGAGUUAUUUACCUCUCUUCUGCUUUAAUGUCUGGCGUCAUGAUCGCAGCUUUACUCCCAGUAACUGAGAUAUUAGGUGUAAUUUUCUUUAGUGAAAAAUUCUCAGGUGAAAAGGGACUUUCUCUUUUCCUUUCUCUUUGGGGUUUUGUCUCAUAUUUCUAUGGAGAGUUUAAACAAAGAAAGAAAGUUGAGAAGAUGAAAAAUCAAGAAAAUGAGAUGACGACAACAACAACAACGCAAACCCAAUCUGUUUGACGUACUAUUCAUGGUUUGUUAUCUGUUUUAUUGUAUCGUAUUGUGACAAAGUUGGUGUGAUCGCCCUUGAUUACUUGGUAUUAUUUAAUAAGUAAACAUUUUUAUCCUUGUACCCUACUUUGAAAAAAAAAUAUAUCCUGCUAAAACAAUACUUUUAUCUUUGUCA
Solanum dulcamara is the source of this 1279-nucleotide messenger RNA. RefSeq names its product purine permease 3-like. The record is from RefSeq and is a predicted model, not a curated record. The transcript has 2 exons. NCBI's taxonomy places the organism in Eukaryota, Viridiplantae, Streptophyta, Magnoliopsida, Solanales, Solanaceae. Gene Ontology annotation, cellular component: membrane. Gene Ontology annotation, molecular function: purine nucleoside transmembrane transporter activity. Bases 40 to 1113 code for a protein of 357 amino acids.